Messenger RNA from Trichomonas vaginalis G3, 672 nucleotides. RefSeq lists its product as uncharacterized. The record is from RefSeq and is a predicted model, not a curated record. The transcript has a single exon. The coding region runs from base 1 to 672 and encodes 223 amino acids. Lineage: Eukaryota; Parabasalia; Trichomonadida; Trichomonadidae.
AUGGCUUUUGUUCAUUUUGUUAAAUCGUCUUCAUCUAGCAAAAACUAUGCAAUUGAAGUUUCAGUAAUUAAUUGCGGAGAAAAUGAAGGUAAAGGAAGUGGAACAUUAGGAAUUGGGAGUGGUGAUAUCCAUUUUGAUAAGAACAACAUCACAAACAACAAAUGUAGACUAUAUUCAUCAAUUCAUAUUCAACUUGAUGGAAGUUCAGGAACAUAUAAUUUCUCAAAUUUCAGAGAAAACAAUCAAACCGGAAGUAUAUCACUUUAUUUUCACUAUCUGACAAGAAAACAAACACAUACAGUUUCUUAUUGCAAUGUUAUUGAAAAUAAAUGUGGAACAGAUAAUGAGCAAGUUCUAUUUUAUAUUUUAUGCACAACAAAUGUUGAUCACUGCAUAUUUUUAAAUAACAUUGCAAAGUACAUGUUUCAAAAAUAUGCAAUAGAUUCAACUUUGACUAUUUCAGAAUCAUAUGUUCAAUCAAAUUCAACAACAGGACCAGAAUCAGUUAUAUUUAAUAAUCUAAGAGAUAAUUACGAUUUCAAUAAUAAUUUUUCACAUUUUCACACAGAAAAUUGUUUCAUAUAUCCAAAAGUAAUCUCAAAUAAAUUAUGUUAUCUUUCUAAAUUUGCAAAAACAGCCUCAACUGGAUUAUUUUCAUCAAAAAGAAAAUAA